UCCCCAGGUGCGGCUCCUAGUCACAGGGUUGGGUUUUAAACUCCUUUAUGUCACACACGACGUGCAAAAAAAAAAAACAGAUACAUGAUCAUGAUGAUAUUCUGGGUUGCUGUUUAACGCGACUUUGAAUAUACGCCGAGCGAUUUCCACGGAAACGAAACCAAAGGAACAGAGGACAGUGAGUGACACUUAGCCGACUGAGCGCAGGAUCCGAGAAAUAAAACAUCAUCUACAGAACCACACACCUCAAAAUGGACCCGGGGAGGAGAACCAACCCGAGUUACCUGAAGUACCCUGCACAUGAUUCUAGAGGCGCAGAAAGCCAAGAAGCGACAGAAGAGCAGGCGGACGGCAGCGAGAGCGCGAGCGCGAGCGCUCCGGCACACGAGCGCAGCGAAACAAACCACCAGCAGCCGAACUAUGCUGGAGGAUAUACCGUGAUACCACCAAAUGAAUCAAGAAGAACCAAGCUGCAGAGAAUGGUGCAGAAGGAAGAGGAGGACCUGCAGAGGUGGAGAGAGACACACAGAGCUGGACCUAUUAACUUGUCUCCAGCAAGGCUAGGCGGAGCUGUAUCUUUGGCUGAAGCCAGACAAAAGCAGUUUGUAGAUUUACGACAAUCGAAACUCCGGAAAAAGCUGAAACAAGAGGACAUGGAGAGGAAAAUGAGGGAAGCUGCUGAAGAAGAGGUUAGAAAGAUGAAAGCCAUACAACGUGAAAAGGCAAUAAAACUUGAAGAAAAGAAAAAACUGGAAGAACAAAAAAGAAGGGAACAAUAUCGGCAAGAUCAUCAAGUGAAAACUCAACAGUUCCUUCAAAGGUUUGAGAGGUCAUUCCCAAUGGCAGCAAGCAGCUCCUUGCCAACGUCAUCAUGGGGCAGGGCAAGAGAGCACCGGGAGGCCCAGAGAGCAGAGGAGGAGGGAUUCCUAAUGCAGAUGAAGGAGGAACAGAGGAGGAAGAGUGAAAUCCUUGAGGAAAAACAAAAACAACUGGAAGAACAACGAGAGAGGGAUGUGGAUGCUGAACGAAGACGGGUGAAUGCAACCUUCCUCGACAGGCUUCAGGGCAAAAAUGAAUCCAGCAAGGAGGUGCAGCCUCCUCACUUGCCUUUGGAAGAGUUGGAUGUUAGAGAUCUUCAGUCUUGUGAAUUUCAGAUUCCUACCACAUCUUCAAGACCCCAUCUACACCAGGUCCCUGUCACACUCCCUCAGCUAGACCCUCCACAGGUCCAGAGAGACAAAGCAAAAGGGGAAGAAACUGAUCACGAAUGGGCCGUGAUGAAACUCCUUAUUCGUUUCCCCAGCUGUGAACGAGAAUUCCUGCAGGACAUUGUGGCUCAGUGUAAUGGUGACUACCAGCAAGCCUGUAGUCUACUUGAAUAAAUGGAGCCUCAGCUUGCCCCAAGUUUAAAAUGAGCCUGGACUCAGCAUGCAUGAUCAAGCAUUAAAUAUAAUGCAAUGAAAUACAUUAUGUUCUUUUGGUUACUAUAAUGUAUAAUUAUAUUAAAAAUGGAGUGUGCUACAUGACUCAUAUUUAAUUGUGGUUAAGAAACGAACUGAGUGAAAGGUUAGAAGUUCAAAUGCUUGGCAGGAUCUUUGGGAACUGCAAAGAAUUGCUUCAGUUCACAAGUAGUUGUAGUGUAUAAACUGUAGAAGUAUAUGUAACAUGUUUUAGCUUAAUUCCCAGUGUAUGACAUUAAGUGUGAUAUAACACUGUAGUGUUCUUUAUAGUAAUG
Messenger RNA from Scleropages formosus (Asian bonytongue), 1735 nucleotides. RefSeq names its product epithelial stromal interaction 1 (gene epsti1). The transcript is spliced from 11 exons. The record is from RefSeq and is a predicted model, not a curated record. Lineage: Eukaryota; Metazoa; Chordata; Actinopteri; Osteoglossiformes; Osteoglossidae. Bases 252 to 1382 code for a protein of 376 amino acids.